This is a messenger RNA of Letharia columbiana, 222 nucleotides long. RefSeq lists its product as uncharacterized. Lineage: Eukaryota; Fungi; Ascomycota; Lecanoromycetes; Lecanorales; Parmeliaceae. The record is from RefSeq and is a predicted model, not a curated record. Bases 1 to 222 code for a protein of 73 amino acids. The transcript has 2 exons.
AUGGCACGCAAACUCCUCGCUUUGUGGAAAGAGGCAUACUGCAAUGAUGACGCUGCCAAGCAAGGGGAGCAAACGGCGGAGGUGACGUUCGAGAUGAUUGAAACGAAGAAAGUAGCUCCUGUGAUGCGGGACGUGAAGCCAAUCGGCGAAGAUCAAUUUACGAAGAUCUGGGAAUGGAUCAAUAAAGAAAUGAUAGGCAAUGGAAGUGGAAAAGGAAUCUAG